Drosophila subpulchrella is the source of this 2085-nucleotide messenger RNA. It is a transcript of the gene SCCRO3, whose product is annotated as DCN1-like protein 3. Gene Ontology annotation, biological process: positive regulation of ubiquitin-protein transferase activity; protein neddylation. The transcript is spliced from 4 exons. Gene Ontology annotation, molecular function: ubiquitin conjugating enzyme binding; cullin family protein binding; ubiquitin-like protein binding. Lineage: Eukaryota; Metazoa; Arthropoda; Insecta; Diptera; Drosophilidae. The record is from RefSeq and is a predicted model, not a curated record. Gene Ontology annotation, cellular component: ubiquitin ligase complex. Bases 561 to 1565 code for a protein of 334 amino acids.
GCCCUGGUUGAUUAGUGCAGCCCUGGUCCGAAAAAAACAAGUGAAAAAGCGAGAUAAAUCACAUUUUAAAAUUGCACCAAAUUAAUGUUAAACAAUCGUCUCAGCACGGGUGAACUGAAAAUGUGAAUGAAAACAGCCAGUAGAAGAGACGAGCGCGAUUCGGUGGCAGUAAAUGCUGCAGUUGCAACCUGCACAUGUAUGUGUAUACGCGUGAGUGUGCGUUUGCGUAGGAGGCACCAAAAUAACAACAGCAAUCGCAGUGGCAACAAAGAAUCGGAAUCGUACUCGUACUUGGAGUCGGAAUCGCUAGGGCCACUACCAUAUGCCAGUCAGUAGAGGGAACCGCAGUGCCAAUGCAUAGUCAGUAAAUCCCCAAGGAGCCAUAGGACCAAACCUCACAUCCACGCCCCCGACAAAUCACAAGUUUCAGCAGCCAGCAGCUAGCAGCCAGCCACUCGGCCAAAUCGAAACUGGAAGCCAUCGAGUGCUCCUGGUAAGGAGCCAGCAACUGCAGGUGGAGCAGGCGGAGGAGGACCUGGUGCACCCAGCACGCACCCACUAUGGGCAAUUGCCUGAAAUGCUUCCAGUCUGCCGCCGAACAAUCGAUGCCAACGAACGCCUCGUCCCCCAAUUCACACAAUUCCAAUUCCAACGCCUGCCAGACGACCACCAGCCUUGCAAAUUGCUACGAAUCGGUGGGCACUAAUCCCAAUGCCAACGAGCGCUGCGCCCUAGAAACCGAUGAACUGCUCUCCAGCCGAACUCCACUCAAGCCAGCAAAAGCAAACAAUUGUGAUACUAAGCGUAAUAGUUUUAAGUCUUUAGGUUUGCUUAAUGGCAGUGCGCCCACCAUGAGCGAUAUCAUAACAACUGCCGUCAAGGAAUCCAUGGAGGUGUCGCACCAGACGCUGAACCAACUGUUUGAUGUGUACAAAGAUCCGGACGACGAGGACAUGAUCCUGACGGACGGCAUCGAGCGACUGUGCAAUGACCUCAACUAUCAGCCCGAUGAGUUCGCCAUACUCGUCCUGGCCUGGUGCCUGGAUGCCUCGCAGAUGUGCCGCUUCACCAAGGCGGAGUUCAUCGAGGGUCUGCACAAGAUGCGGGCGGACACAAUAUCCAGCAUUCGGGUGCGACUGGAGCAAACGAUCGAGAUGCUCAAGGCGGACGCCGAGAUGUUCAAGCAGUUAUACCGCUUCACCUUCCGCUUUGGCCUGGAGCCCGAUCAGCGCGUCCUCUCCCUCGAGAUGGCCAUCGACCUGUGGAAACUAGUGUUCACUGUACAAACACCUGAUCUCUUCUCCAACUGGAUACACUUCCUCGAAAAGCACCCGAAUAUACGCCGCAUACCGAAGGAUACAUGGAACAUGUACCUCAACUUUACGGAACAAUGUGAUAUACAAAAUUACGACGACACCGAAGCGUGGCCAAGUCUCUUCGACGACUUCGUGGACUACGAGAAGAACCGGGCCCUGGUGUCGUCGGGCAUCCACGACGAUGACAACAACAACGACGAUCCCCUGCAGAGCCACGUGAAGGCCGAGGAUCCGGGUCUCGUGUCAUAGUGCAAGCCUCCAGUCUCUUCAGGGCCAAGCAACGUUCAACUCGCCAAUAGAAAUUAAAUAAUGUACAUUUUCACCCUCACUGACGACUCGCUCUCUCCUGCUGCUGCUUAAGUACCCCUGUGAAAACAAAAAACCUUAAACACCCGUGGCCACUGAAAACGAACGAUGCGGUGCUGGCGCUGCUUGAAGACGGACUCCAACUGCCAUCAUCAGCCAGCUCUUGUUAUUGAGACUGGGCAACAUUCUGGCCGGAGCAACAACGGACGCAUUUGUUUAUGUAAUUAAAGACUUAUCGACAAGAAUUUCGGAAAAGCUCAAUCAUUGGAAACCACAUGUGUAUAUAAAUAAAUGACUUGAAGGCGGAGCAGAAGGCAGACCGUAUAAUACUUAGCAACUAAUUGAUGUAUUAUUUUAAACAAGAUUGCAACAUUUUAUGGCACUUAACUAUUUAAAUGCAUACAAUUACAUACUUAAUUGUAAGUAGUGGAUGUGAAUUAAAUAAAAGCAACUAAAAUAGUAA